Messenger RNA from Mytilus trossulus (common blue mussel), 783 nucleotides. Its product is annotated as ribonuclease H-like. NCBI's taxonomy places the organism in Eukaryota, Metazoa, Mollusca, Bivalvia, Mytilida, Mytilidae. Gene Ontology annotation, biological process: DNA replication, removal of RNA primer. Gene Ontology annotation, molecular function: RNA-DNA hybrid ribonuclease activity; nucleic acid binding. The record is from RefSeq and is a predicted model, not a curated record. The transcript has a single exon. The coding region runs from base 1 to 783 and encodes 260 amino acids.
AUGACUCAAUCAAAACCUCUAUAUUGGAGUCGACUAGGCAACUCAAAACCGAGGACAAAUGAACAACAAGAACUUUGCCAGGAGACCAUUAACCAACUAAUGGGAGACUGCACACAAGAACAAGCAAUAUCGUUUACAGAUGGAUCAUGCUUAGGUAACCCAGGACCCUGUGGAGCAGGUGCAAUUAUCUAUGCUGAACACAUUAAGCCUGCUGCCAGAUUACAUAGACCUGUGGCACAAAGAGGAUCCAUCCUUCUGGCGGAACUCAUAGCAAUUCUCAUGGUCCUAGAAUACUGCAUUACAGAAAACAUUUACAAUGCAAUACAAAGAAUCAAAAUUUUCUCUGACAGUCAAAGCGCCGUGGGAUUACUUACACUGAACUGGGCCCCAAACAGCUACAUCUCCGUAAUAAGAGAAAUAAAAGAAAAUAUUGAACAUCUUAGGCAAAAAGGACUCAAUGUAAUUGUAUCAUGGACACCAGGACAUGCCAACAUAGCUGGUAAUGAUGAGGCUGACAUCCUUGCAAAAACAGCGGCAGAAGAAGCAAAAGAAUUACCACCGGAAAAUAACGUCAUAACACUACAGGACGUCAAACAAGCAGCGUACAAAAGUACAGGAAAUAAAUGGCAGAGAAGAUGGGAAAUAUCUGAGAGAGGCAGGGACCUUUAUGAAAAAAUACCAACUACAAAACACUCAAUUAUGUUUGAUUUCCCAACUAAAAGACACUUCAGUAUAUUCGCCCAACUAAGAACUGGCUACACAACUACUACAAGAACCGAGUAG